This is a messenger RNA of Drosophila navojoa, 450 nucleotides long. RefSeq names its product cGMP-specific 3',5'-cyclic phosphodiesterase-like. NCBI's taxonomy places the organism in Eukaryota, Metazoa, Arthropoda, Insecta, Diptera, Drosophilidae. The record is from RefSeq and is a predicted model, not a curated record.
AUGAGAAUCCAAACGGUUAUCUUGGGCUGUGCCUUCUUGGCCAUUUGCCUGAUUCAACGCAGCGAUGCGGCAUGUCCCGACUCCUGUACUGAAGCAGAGUGCACAGCAGAUCCGAAGCCAGAAGGUUGCGACAGUUUAACACAAGCGACACCCGCUCCGGAACAAUCGACACCCGCUCCGGGAGGAUCGUCAGCCGCUCCGGGAGGUGCAGAAUCUACAACUGUCUCCAAUUCCGGCUCUCAGACGACUACUAGUGCAGCGCAGGCUGAAGUGGCUCGACUGCGGGCUCGCUUGCGCCGCAUGAGGAGGAAUCAAAGAAGGGCCCAACGCAGAAGGAGGCGCCAAAGGCGCCUGCGCGCCCAAAGGAGAAGGGCUCAAAUGAUGCGUAGGAGAAGGAACCAAAACAGAGGCGCAAACAGGGCCAGACGACCAUUCGCCAAUCGGGGUUGA